CACACGUCGGGGGAUGCUUCACUCAAUAUCUCUCUCACACACGUUCACAUAAUAUAAUAUAAUCGACGUGCAGAUACGACGUUUGUGUGUGUGUGUGCUUAUAUACAUACAUACGUGUCUUACAGAAAAUGAUACUUAUAAUUUUUAUACAUAUAUAUAAACCCCGGUGUUCAUCUACUAGUCGCAAUAACGAAAUGGCAAGUGACGCGACACCUAGACAGUAGACGCUCGUCGUGCUAUCUUGAAUAAUAAAAUUAAAUCACGCUUUUAUAAUAUAGUAUUAUAUUAACUUAUCGGACAGUCUUUAGUAGCAGUAGCCGUUACAACAAUGGACUUGUGUUUUUAUUUCAACAUUUUAACCGUGCUGCUAAUUCACGAAAUUGUGUUCUCUAAAUGUGAUUUGAAAACCAAAUCAUAUAAUCAUUUUGUUAAAUCCUAUGUUGAUGGAUUUCAAAGAAAGGAAAGACAAGCACCAGAUCCAUCCCGUAUGUAUUUGCCACCGAAGAUAGAUUCUGUCGCAUCUAGUGGUUUUGGAGAGCAAAUAGACGCGUCCAAUGAUAAAAAUGGUUAUGGAGAAGUUGAAAACGUCCAGGGUACAUUUACAACAAGUCCAACAACAGAUUUUAGUAACUAUGGUCUAUCGCCAACAACCACCAACGACGCAAGUGAUACCCAAGCUACUCUAGGAUUAUUUGAUACAAUUACUCGUAUGUCAAAUGAACCUGUUGGGUCAUUCUUAGGCCAGAGUAAUGGUUACAAUACUUUAUCAUCGGGAGGAAACAAUUUCGGACAACUUUCGAAUAAGAAUAAUGAUUAUACUAGUGGUGUAGAUGUACCAGGAACUAACAAUAACUAUGGAACUUCAUUGGGCACAAAAUCGAUACCAAAUAAUAACGGUGUUACAGCGCAACCGGGAACAGCGGACGAUUACGGGCAAAAUGAGCUAUUGAAAACUGCACAAAAUCAAGGACCAUCUAAGUAUAAUUACAACGGAGCAACGGCAGAUAGUCAGAUUAAUCAGAACCCAAGUACAAUUGCCGAUCAGUAUAGUCAGCAAGGCACGGUAGAGAACACAGCAGGCGGUUAUGGUAACAUAGAUUUUGGUACACCAAAAGCUUCAGUGCAAGGUAAUAAUCAAAUUAGUGGUCAGAAUGCGUACGGUCAAGGAGGUAAUGGAAAUAUUGGUCCAAACAGAGGUCAAUCAUUUUCUGUAGACAACAUUGGUUAUGGUAACACAGUGCCCAACACAUUUGGCAAAAAAUAUACUAACGGUGAUUAUAGUCAAAAUGGAUAUGGAAAUAUACCAAAUACACAUUUUAGUAUUGAAAAGAGUAUAGACAUCUCAAACAAUCCUGCUUCUAUUGGUUCAGUUCCUAACAUCCAUUUACAAAAUAAUCCAACAAGUAAAAGUAUAUCGCAAUACAACAAUGAUAUCGUUAAUGGGAAAAACGGACAAAAUGAGUUUCCCAAUAAUCGUGGUUUCCAAGCUGGAGGACAUAACCCAGAAUUGUCGUCCUACGGAUAUGGACAAUACUCCAGUGGAUCAAAUCAAGGUGUCCCAGCAACAUCUCAAACUUAUGGACAAAAUGGUUUUGAAAAACCAAACUCCAAUUCUUAUUCAUCAAAUUCCAAGAAUUUACCUUUUACCGCUGAACCUAUUAGUCAAUUAUUGCCAAUUAAUAAUGGAUUUGAACAAAGUUCGACCAACGCAUACAAUCAAAAGCCUAUUGGAAUAAAUAAAAACCAAAUUGCUGAUACCUCCAUCAUUGGAUUACAGUUACCAGGAACAUCAUACCAAAAUUCGUACAGCCAGAAUUCACCAGAUAUUCAAAGUUUCAAUCAGGAACAAGGUUUGUCAAAUUACGAAAACGGAUUUAAUUUAAACCCACCAAGUCAAUUACAAGGUUCUAACAAUUUUAAACAGUCAGGAUCUUAUUCAAUUGGAAAUGAAGAGAAUUAUGGUCAGAGUUCUCUAACAUAUAAUGGAUUUUAUCAAAACCAAAAAGACCAACAGUUGCCCAAUAGCUACGGACCACCAGCAGGACCUCUUCAAUCGUUCAUAAACGGAAGAAAUCCUAUCCAAAGUCCAACAAAUGGAUCAGCGAACGGUGAAUAUAAUAACCAAGACAGAUCAACGACAGGUCUUAAUGUUUUUGAUCAAAGCAGUCCCACUACGUCACGAGUAUCAAAUAACAAAAGUCAAACAGAAUUUCAACUAUCAUACGGUAACAGCCAAAGUAGUUCAAGUCCACCAUUAAGUGAUGGUUAUUAUCAAGGAAGUUCAUUAUACGUAUUAAACGGUUUUGAACAAAAUAGCCAAAGUACCCCAGGAGGACGACUCAAUAACGAUGGUCCAGUAGGAUCUCAGGUAUUACCUACGACUGGAAAUAGCUUUAAUCAAAAUUCUCCAACAAAUAGUGCUUACCAUCAAGGAGCACAGAGUUCAGCAUCUUACGGAGGAAACGUCGUUAAGCCCAAUUCCGUAAAUAAAGGAAAUAUAGCCACGACUCAAUUAGGUUAUAGUCAAAAUGGUUUAUCCACACCAAGUACGAGUCAAGAAAGUUCCAGUUCAUUUGCAAGCAACGGUCAAGGAAUAAAACCUUGCACUUCCAAGAAUGGUGGAGAUGUCAAUAAAGAUAAAACAAGUACAGGAUCGCCAUCAGAUCCUGGUUAUGGGAUUCGAAACCAAAAAAAACAUUCUACGCUUGUUCCAAAAGGACAAUUUCAAAAUUCUAACUCACCAGAUUCAGGAAAUGGAGUGCAAGUCUCUUCUAAUACUAACAACAUUGGUAAUAAUUAUGGCGAACCAGGUUUUAAUUCUUUUUCAAAUUUUGCACCAGGAAAUCAGCCCAACCAACCAAUCAACCCUGGAAUCAAUAAUUGUGAUACAAAUAUACAUAGUAACAGCUUCAAUGAAGCAGUUUUCUCACCUUCAAAUACUGGUUACUAACAAAUAUUUCAAG
This is a messenger RNA of Aphis gossypii (cotton aphid), 2963 nucleotides long. Its product is annotated as probable cyclin-dependent serine/threonine-protein kinase DDB_G0292550. Lineage: Eukaryota; Metazoa; Arthropoda; Insecta; Hemiptera; Aphididae. The record is from RefSeq and is a predicted model, not a curated record. The transcript has 3 exons. The coding region runs from base 329 to 2950 and encodes 873 amino acids.